Messenger RNA from Orussus abietinus, 2623 nucleotides. It is a transcript of the gene DopEcR, whose product is annotated as G-protein coupled receptor 52. The record is from RefSeq and is a predicted model, not a curated record. Gene Ontology annotation, molecular function: G protein-coupled receptor activity; peptide binding. Bases 489 to 1430 code for a protein of 313 amino acids. The transcript is spliced from 5 exons. Gene Ontology annotation, biological process: G protein-coupled receptor signaling pathway. Gene Ontology annotation, cellular component: membrane. NCBI's taxonomy places the organism in Eukaryota, Metazoa, Arthropoda, Insecta, Hymenoptera, Orussidae.
CAGUAGUAACCCCCUGGCCUGGUCACAGCCGGGCGCUCGACGGGCACCCUCUGUCUAUCGCCCUCGGGUCGCGGGUCCCUCUUCUCACACCCCGCCAGGGGCGAUCUCCCCCAGGUCCAGCUCGACCCCCGGCAGAGAAAUCCGAGAGGAGGUCACCGGACCUCGCCAGCACCCCGAGGUCCGCGGGCGAAGAUCCACCCGAGAUAGGAUGACCUCCUGCAGAGGCAUCGUCGUCAGCGGUAGGAGCGGCACUGCAAGAACCACCACCACCGCCAGCAACGGGGGUGGUGAUACCAGAUCGAUCUCUCUCGGCUCUCGAACCUCGAGAGCGGGAACCGCCUAAGAGUCGCGCGUGAUCUCGCGAGGAGCUGGACCGGUUCCAGAAGACGAGGUCGGGCUUCGUCGAACCCUCCAGGUCCGUGGCGGGGCGGGUGGAGGGUGAGGCUCUUCAGGGCGGGUAGGGGGAUGCGGCGCGAAAGGGAAGCGGCAUGGAGGAGCCCUCGCUGGAGGCUCUCAUGCAGGCGGGCCUCAUCUUCGUGGUCGGCGUCGCCAUCAUCCUCUCGAAUCUGCUCAUCAUCGCCACCUACCUCAACUUCCGGGGUCCCUCCGAGGUGAUAAACUACUAUCUGCUAUCGCUCGCCUCGGCGGAUCUGCUCUGCGGUCUCCUGGUGGUCCCGUUGUCGGUCUACCCCGCGCUGGUGCGGAGAUGGGUCUACGGGGACAUAGUUUGCCGCCUGGUGGGCUACCUCGAGGUGACCCUCUGGGCCGUCUCCGUGUACACGUUCAUGUGGAUCUCCGUCGACCGAUAUCUCGCCAUCAGGAAGCCGCUGCGCUACGAGACCGUGCAGACGAAGACGCGCUGCCAGUGCUGGAUGGUCUUCACGUGGAUCAGCGUGGCGAUGAUGUGCUGCCCGCCCUUGCUCGGCUUCAACAAGCCGAUCUUCGACCGCGAGGCCUUCAUCUGCAUGCUCGACUGGGGCAACAUGGCCGCGUACACGAUUACCCUCUCCAUCCUGGUCCUGGGCCCGUCGGUGAUCACCAUCGUCUACACCUACUUCUACAUCUUCUCCAUGAUGCGGAGGCUCAGGUCGGGCGUGCCUAUCCACGAUAAGGAGUACGCGACCGCGCUCUCGGAGAACCUGAGCAACCCCAGCCACAUCAUGUCCUUCGUCCUGGUGAUGGCCUUCUGGCUGUCCUGGGCACCCUACGCCGGCUUCAGGAUCUACGCGGUGGUGAACGGCCCGCCGCAGGUGCCGUUCCUGCACUUCGCGGUGGUGUGGUUCGGGGUGACCAACAGUUUCUGGAAGGCCGUGGUGCUGGGGACCCUGAGUCCCCAGUUCCGGCUGGCGGCCCGGGUGCUGUGCCUGACCCUGUGCUGCCGGCACAGACGUUUGCCUCCGGAGCUGCUGGGCCUGGACGACGACGACUAGACGAAGAGGCCCCACGAGACGGGGCCCGACGCACGCGGCGCGCCGCGCUAACUUAAUCUCGCUUCGCUCAACCUAGGAAUCGUUGAUUAGUGCUGAACCCGAAGAGGGCCUCACCGGCUGGCCCAGGCCAGGAGUCGGUCCCGGAGAGAGAACCCAGUCAAUUUCCAAGGAGGGCCCGGGCCCAGGAGAGGGCCCUCCGGCGAGGCUGGCCGGCUGGAGGGACCCCGAAGAGGUCGUUUCGCGGGACCCUAAAAAAUCCAUUAUGGGCCCCGAGGGACUCCGAAGAGGUGAUUCUGGACAUCGACGGACCCCGAAGAGGCUGUUUCAAUGCCGAGGGCCCAUCGACGACCGCCGAGUUUUCCUUCGAAUGAGCCUCGGCCAGGCCCCGCGGCCCUCCGGGGCCCGGUCCCAUCCUCUUUCGCGCCCCCGGUCUCCUCCUGGAGACGCCGACUAUGGGCCCCGAACGACGUCGGGCCCACUGCCCCGAUCGUCGAGCCGAUUACUUACUCGCCGUCGUACACGCGUAGCGCGCAAUCAGCGGGCCCACGGUCGGGCCCCGGGCCCGCCACUCGCGCCGGCCGUACUUCCGGCGUUCGAUGAUGUUACUAUUAUUACAUUAUACAAGUAUACACGUUGCAUUGCAUUGUAUCGCAUAUUUAUUGUUGUAUGAUAUGGGCCGAGAGGGCGCGCCUCGGGAGUACCGCCGACGCGGCCGGUGAUGGGGCCCCGAAAGGGGGACUCACCUCGCGGGGCCUGACUCGCCCGGGCGGGGACACGGCUCGUUGAAUUUUUGUACCUAGUCGCUAGUUUUGUACUAGUUUUGUAACGUACCGCGCCGUGGCCGACGCGGACGGGCUCGAUUUUUGGGCCCUAGGGCCCGGAAUCAGGGCCCGGUCCGCGCGGCGCCCCGUCGCUCGUUUCAGCUGCGUGUUUCAGCUCUUGCUUCGAGUACCUAGCUUGUACCUAGGUGUGUACCUAGGUAUGUACCCGUGGUAUAUAGUCGCCCGAUAGUCGGCGCCCGAUGGGGCGGUCGGGGUCGCGACACGGCCUAACCCCGGGGCCUGAUCCUCGACGGGCCCAAUGGGGAAUUUUCGACGAUCGAUCGGCGCGGUGUUACACGAUUAUUGUCCUAGAGACUAGAGUAGAGAAUUAAGUACGUAAUAAAAGUGCGAGAACGUAGGAGCCUCGAGUCU